AUGGCGCCUGCUGCUGGAGCUAAGAAGCAAAAGAAGAAGCCGACUCACCCAUCGCAUAGGUCUAAGGGAAAGGUCAAGGACAAGGCCCAGCACGCCGUCAUCCUCGACAAGACCACCUCCGACAAGCUCUACAAGGAUGUCCAGUCCUACCGCCUGGUGACCGUUGCCGUCCUGGUCGACCGUCUCAAGAUCAACGGCUCCCUGGCACGGCAGUGCCUUGCCGACCUCGAGGAGAAGGGCAUCAUCAAGCCCGUGGUGCAGCACAGCAAGAUGAAGAUCUACACCCGCGCUGUCGGUGGCUCUGACUAA
Messenger RNA from Colletotrichum truncatum, 309 nucleotides. The record is from RefSeq and is a predicted model, not a curated record. NCBI's taxonomy places the organism in Eukaryota, Fungi, Ascomycota, Sordariomycetes, Glomerellales, Glomerellaceae.